Molecule: messenger RNA, 469 nt
Organism: Acipenser ruthenus (sterlet)
Lineage: Eukaryota; Metazoa; Chordata; Actinopteri; Acipenseriformes; Acipenseridae
Product: zona pellucida sperm-binding protein 2-like
Exons: 4
Coding region: 94-444 (116 amino acids)
Source: RefSeq, a predicted model, not a curated record
AACUCUGCAGAUGAGUACUUGACCAUCUUUCACCCAGUCUCCAGCAAUGCAAGAGUGCUGUUCCCUUCCCAUCUGAAGAGGUUUGAAGUGAAAAUGUUUUCCUUCACAAGCGGCCGGGAUGCACUGAAAGGACAGAUUUACUUCCACUGCAGUGUUGUGAUAUGUGAUUCAAACCGGCCAUCAGACAGCCUCUGUAGCAGACGGUGCAUUCCAGGGAAACAGAGGCUUGGUCGCAGUGCUGAAGGGAUGGAUGGUGGUGCAGUAAAGGCAUUUGUGUCUUCUGGCCCAAUUGAGCUGAAGAGAGAUGGAUCCCUUCGCUUUAUGCCUAGAAGCGACCAAUUCAAUGUGUGGUCCCUUCUGGGAGCUGCAAUGGGUGUGUGUUCAGUGAUUGUCUUUGUAGCUGGAGUUGUAUAUUUUUGGAAAAUGCCCAAAAGUGUGUAUUGAUAAAUAAAAAUCUUGCUUUUAAAGA